Pochonia chlamydosporia 170 is the source of this 1131-nucleotide messenger RNA. Its product is annotated as transcriptional regulator. The record is from RefSeq and is a predicted model, not a curated record. NCBI's taxonomy places the organism in Eukaryota, Fungi, Ascomycota, Sordariomycetes, Hypocreales, Clavicipitaceae. The coding region runs from base 1 to 1131 and encodes 376 amino acids. Gene Ontology annotation, biological process: regulation of DNA-templated transcription. The transcript is spliced from 4 exons.
AUGGACCGACCUGCCCACGAGUACUCGCAGACAGGUUUGCCCUCGCCCUACCCCAGCAGCUUCGGCGACAACCAUUCUGAAGGUUCGACCGCAGACCACGCGUCCGCUGCGCAGUAUCCCAUCAAGCAAGAAGUUAGCUACCCGACCUCGGCGACUCCUACCUCAGAGUACGGCGUGUAUCCCCCAUCCGCGCGGUCAGGAUCCUACCAGGAGCAUCUCCAGCGUUCAUACCAUCCAGCAGGCAACACCACCAGCGGAGGUAUGGCGCAACAACAGAACAGUCCGUCUUUCACCCAGCAGGAUGGGCGAAGCCAUCAAGCCCACACCGUUCAUUCUGACACCGGAGUACCUAUAGACCCGAAUAUUGCGGCUCCUAGCCCAACUUAUCCAUACGGCGCCCAGCACUCUCCUUACGGAGCGAAUCCAGACAUAACACACAGUUACUCGCAUGCAAGCGGCGGCAUGUACGCGCAGCCACGUCCCGACUGGACAGGUUACGGUCAGCAUGGUGCACCUUUGACACCUGGACACCCUGUAUAUGCUCAGUCUCAGGCCUCUCAACAAGCACAGCAAAGACCAAACCAGGUUUACUCCUUUGUCCCCAUUCCCGGAGCGCAGCAGCACAAGCGCCCCAGGCGACGCUAUGAAGAAAUUGAACGCAUGUACAAGUGUGGGUGGAAUGGCUGCGAAAAAGCCUAUGGUACAUUGAAUCACUUGAACGCCCACGUCACGAUGCAAUCUCACGGACAGAAACGAACCCCUGAAGAAUUUAAGGAGAUCCGCAAGGAAUGGAAGCAAAGAAAGAAGGAAGAAGAGGCCCAGCGCAAGGCUGACGAAGAACGACAACGCGCCGCUGUUGCUGCUGCACAGGCCCAGAAUGGUGGACCGGAUCAAGGACCUGAUGUUCCUCCGACCUCGACUUAUCCAGGCUCUCGCCCUGUGCAACUUCCACCCAUUGGUUACCAGCCUAAUCAGUACCCUGCUCCUCCUUCAGGAGGUGUUCCGCAGCAGCCGCUACCAGAUUAUGGUGCUAGUCACAUGUAUCCCAGUUACCAGCCUCACUCUCCGUACGGGCAGCCAGGACAGAACAUGUACAGCCAAUCCAAUGGUGGCCAGCCUCCCAGUCACUAG